AAGGGAACUUGAUCACCAGAAUCUCUGGGAAUGGAAACGGAAGGGAAAGUUGUGAGAUCAAGAUUCAAGAGGGUGUGUGUUUUCUGUGGAAGCAGUACUGGCAAGAGGAAAUGUUACAGAGAUGCCGCUGUUGAAUUAGCCCAAGAAUUGGUGGCAAGAAGAUUAGACCUUGUUUAUGGUGGAGGGAGUAUUGGGUUGAUGGGUUUGGUUUCACAAGCUGUUCAUCAUGCCGGAGGGAAUGUUCUUGGGAUCAUUCCUGUAACUCUAAUGAGCAAAGAGAUAACUGGUGAAACGGUUGGGGAAGUGAGACCAGUAGCCAACAUGCACCAAAGAAAGGCAGAAAUGGCCCGCCACUCUGAUUGUUUUAUUGCCCUACCAGGUGGAUAUGGAACCUUGGAGGAGUUACUGGAAGUGAUAACAUGGGCACAGCUGGGUAUCCAUGACAAGCCUGUGGGGUUGCUUAAUGUCGAUGGAUAUUAUAAUUACCUACUGACUUUCAUCGACAAAGCCGUGGAUGAUGGCUUUAUCAGGCCAUGCCAACGCCACAUCAUUGUCUCUGCACCAAAUGCAAAAGAACUGGUCCAGAAGCUCGAGGAGUACGUGCCUGUGCAUGAUGGAACCAUAGCCAAGGCAAGUUGGGAGGUUGAGCAGCAGCAAGUGCCGCAACAGGUGGGGUUCAAUGCCACUAGUUUGCAGACUCAGAUCGCUCUAUAGAUGACAGACAUGAAGGAAAUU
Molecule: messenger RNA, 735 nt
Organism: Hibiscus syriacus
Lineage: Eukaryota; Viridiplantae; Streptophyta; Magnoliopsida; Malvales; Malvaceae
Product: cytokinin riboside 5'-monophosphate phosphoribohydrolase LOG5-like
Exons: 7
Coding region: 31-714 (227 amino acids)
Biological process (GO): cytokinin biosynthetic process
Cellular component (GO): cytosol; nucleus
Molecular function (GO): hydrolase activity, hydrolyzing N-glycosyl compounds
Source: RefSeq, a predicted model, not a curated record